This is a messenger RNA of Acanthosepion pharaonis, 591 nucleotides long. NCBI's taxonomy places the organism in Eukaryota, Metazoa, Mollusca, Cephalopoda, Sepiida, Sepiidae. The record is from the annotation of a GenBank genome assembly.
AUGGCUACCUGUAUCUCUCUCUCUCUCUCUCUCUCUCUCUCUCUCUCUUUCUCUGAGAAUGCGCAUGCACGUGGAGGCAUCUUUCCCUGUCCUCUCUCUUUUUUUUCUUUGAUUGUCUUCUCCUUCCUCUUCCUCCAUCUCUUAAUCUUCGCUAGCUUCAAAUUCAUUCUUAUUACUUUCUCACUCCUUCCCUCUUCUUAUACCUCCCUCUUUUUUUAUUCUCUCGCAUUCUUUACUUUGUUUUUUUUUUCUCUCUGUCCUUUCUUGUCUCUCUUUAUUGUUUUAUUCUCCUUUUUCUUUUUCUUUUUUACUUUUUCUCACUCGAUCUUCAAAUCUAUCCCUAUACUCCGUCCCAUCUAUCUCUCUCGUUCUAUAAAAAAAAAUAGCAAAAAAAAACUUUGUUUUACUCAAACACAGAAUCCUUCUGCAAAGGUCGAUCCCCUUGGGCAGUUAUCGCUCGAGAUAGAUAGAAAUGAAUGUGUUCUGUGUCGCUAUCUAUCUAUCUAUCUAUCUAUCUAUCUAUCUAUCUAUCUAUCGCAUAUCUUCCCUCACCAUUCAGCCCUUAUCGAGAGGAUGGUCUCUGGGAGCUAG